This is a messenger RNA of Thamnophis sirtalis, 592 nucleotides long. The record is from RefSeq and is a predicted model, not a curated record. NCBI's taxonomy places the organism in Eukaryota, Metazoa, Chordata, Lepidosauria, Squamata, Natricidae.
AUGAUUGAGGGAUUUGAUGAUUUAGAAAGGCUAGAAUACAGCACGAACGAAAUUAUUUCGUCAUUUACCUCAGAGAAGUGGUACACUCGCUUCUUUGGCAGCGACGGGAACGCCUGCCCAGCACUCUCCCACCAUCUGCUGAGCCGCUACGAGGCCUGGGAGGAGAGGAUUGAGGCCUGGCAGGGGCCCAUUUUGGCGAACAGCGACCUGCCACCCUGGUACAAGUCGGCCCUCUUCAAUGAGCUCUACUUCCUGGCCGAUGGAGGCACCAUCUGGCUGGAGCUGCUGCACGAGGACAAGGAGGCCCUGCAGGAGGCCCGGGGACUCUCCAAGCUGCUCCCGGUCUUGCAAGAGUACGGCAGGUUUGCCUACCUGGAAGGCCAGGAGUACCGUAUGUACAACACUUACGACGUCCACUUCUACGCCUCCUUUGCGCUCGCCAUGCUGUGGCCCAAGCUGGAGCUCAGCCUGCAGUACGACAUGGCUGCUGCAGUGCUGAAUGAGGACGCUCGCCCUCGGCAGUACCUCAUGAGCGGACAGACGGCCCCGGUGAAGCUGCGCAACGUUGUUCCCCACGACAUCGGAGAGCCAG